This is a messenger RNA of Acaulospora morrowiae, 1860 nucleotides long. The record is from the annotation of a GenBank genome assembly. NCBI's taxonomy places the organism in Eukaryota, Fungi, Glomeromycota, Glomeromycetes, Diversisporales, Acaulosporaceae.
AUGUCAGGAAAAGGAAAUUGUAAGGUGAAAAGUAAGAGCAAAAGUAAGAAGUCUACUAGUACAAAGAAAAAAGUACAGCAACAAAAGGAGGUUGCUGUCGUGGAGUCAAACCACGACAGUGCUCAAGAACCUGACAUAACGAUAAAAGCUGAAGCUAUAGAAACACCUAAGCAGAAAGUAAUCAAGACCAACAAAAAAGGUGUUAAAAGGAAGACUGAGGAGCUCACUCCAGCGCAACCUGAUUUCACCGUUCAAAAGUCAGUAGUUCGAUCAACACAGAUAACUCAAAACUUCAGGCCCGUUUCUUCUCGGCACGGAUGCCUGCACCUUAAGGAAUACAAAGAGAAUAAUCCUUAUUAUCUUGUUAAUUAUGAAUCCCUUUGUGAUUUAUCAAUGUAUUGGCAAGAAAAUGGAAUGUCCACAUCACAUGAAAGCACUCGCAACGGUCACCAAAAGAGAAGGACAAGCGUUUCGGGCUGCUUGAGUUGCAAGGUUGCUGAUAGUCUACUUCUCGCAUGCCUGGAUUGUAUCUUUAUAGGUUGCUGGUACAAUCAAAAGCAUGCCCGAAAACAUUUUCAUAAAACAAAUCACACUUUCGCCGCACAUCUAGAAAGAUUACAUAUAUUCUGCUUUAAAUGCGAUGACUUCGUUUAUGAUUUUGAUUUUGAAAGAGCAAAAAUCCUAGCAGAAGUACGAAUAGCGGAAAAUUCAUCGAAUACCAGAGAACCAUGCAAAAAACGUGCUCGAUAUGUUUCAUGGCAACCUACGCCUGAAGAGAUUGACAAGAUUAUUAAAAAUUCGACACCCAUCCCUUGCUCCGGAUUGCGAGGUCUAUUUAACAUGGGCGCUACGUGUUUCAUGAAUGCAAUGUUACAGACAUUUCUAACCAAUCCUAUCGUCAAAACCUACUUCUUAUCCAACAAACACAACCGAGAGAUAUGUGACAAUAAAGGAUGCAUGUGUUGUGAAAUUGACAAUCUUGUUCAGGAAUUUCAUUCCGGCGAAAAGAAACCAUACCCGCCAUGCAACUUCCUUCAUGCUAUGUGGCUUAGCUCAAAGGAACUCGCUGGAUAUGCCGAACAGGAUGCACACGAAUUUUUCAUAGCUGCGAUUAGUAAGAUGCACAAAGAUUCCAAAGAAAAAUAUGAUGGUGAUCUCAAUAGUAUUGAUGUCAAAUGCGAGUGCAUCAUGCAUAAAACCUUCGGAGGUCAUUUUCAAACCCGAGUUAAAUGCAAAAAUUGUAAUUACGUAAAUAUAACACACGAACAUUCGAUCGAGUGGCAACUCCACCUUAGUGGUAAUGAAGUUGUCUCAAAGAAAAAGAAUGGACACUCCAAGGCAGCGGUCGGAAACAUCAACGGCAAUACUAAAGAAUAUAAAAAUUCCCUUUAUGACUGUCUUGAAAGAUGCACUGCGGAAGAACAACUCCCAGAGUUUAUAUGUGAUGACUGCCAUACGAAAGCAUGUAGUUCAAAACGAAUCAGCUGCAAGAAAUUGCCACCUGUUUUGGCCUUUAUUGUCGAACGCUUUCAAAAUCCAACCAUGAAAAACGAAGCGGAAUUCGAAUUUCCGGAAGAAAUCGACAUGGCCAGAUGGACAAGCCGAGCACAAGAGGUUCUUGUUGGAGGUGGAUCGUUGAAAGAUUUUCCGGAGUACAAGUAUAAGUUGAUCUCCGUUGUGAACCACGACGGAAAGAUAAACACUGGUCACUAUACUGCAUAUUGCAGAAGUAGAGGUCAGUGGUUCCAAUUUGAUGAUAAUACAGUAAAACUCGCGAGUGUAGAGGAGGUGUUGCAAAGUAAACGUAAAGCAUAUUUAUGCUUCUACAUGGCCGAUACAUUGGAAUAUGAACAACCUUAA